AUGUCCGGCUCUAAGGACCAAAUCACCGUGCAGACGGCCGAGCCAGUAUCCCCGUCGCUGCCCAAAGACUCUGCCAUUACCGUUGUGCGAAGCAGCUCUGCAGUGCAGACGGAGAACGAGAAUGGCCCCGAGACGCCAGCUGACAAGGUUGACGAGCAGAAGAAAGGCUACUUUGCCUUUUUAAAGACCAAGGAAUUCUACAUUAUCGUGAUCCUGGGUCAACUGCUCGCAAUCGCCAAUACUUCGACCAGUACCUUUACUACUCUUCUUGGCGAAGAGGGCUGGGCAAUCCCCACCUUCCAAACCCUCCUCAACUAUGUAGUGUUGACAUGUAUUUUCACUCCUUACACAAUCUACCGUUAUGGGUUCAAGGGCUGGCUCCGUUUGUGCUACCGUGACGGCUGGAAAUACAUUAUUCUUGCGUUUUGUGACGUUGAAGGCAACUACUUUAUUGUGCUGGCAUACCAAUACACCACCAUGCUCAGCGCGCAAUUGAUCAACUUCUGGGCGAUCGUCGUCGUCGUGAUCAUCUCGUUCCUUUUCCUAAAGGUGCGCUACCAUUUCACUCAGAUCGCCGGUAUCGCCGUCUGUAUCGGUGGUAUGGGCGUGCUCAUCGCCUCGGAUCACAUCACUGGCACCAACGGCGGUGACAUCUCCAGCGGCAAUCAACUCAAGGGCGACCUGUUCGCUCUUCUGGGUGCCUCCUUCUACGGUCUGACCAACACCGCCGAAGAGUACUUUGUCAGCAAGCGACCCGUGUACGAGGUUCUUGGCCAACUCUCUUUCUACGGCUGCAUCAUUGACGGCGUCCAAUCCGCCAUCUUCGAGCGUAGCAACUACCAUACCUCUACCUGGGACGGCAAAGUGGGCGGCUAUCUUGUCGGUUUCACUCUGUGCCUGGUAUUGUUCUACUGCCUUGCACCCCUGCUCUUCCGUCUCUCCUCGGCAGCCUUCUUCAAUGUCUCGCUGCUGACCAUGAACUUCUGGGGCGUUUGCAUCGGUAUCAAGCUGAUCUACUACCUCGGUCAGCGGGCCCUCGCUGAAGCACGGAAACCCUGGCUCGGCACAAACCAAGAGGGAGGUGUUGCUGGUCUAUUCACUGCGAAGAGGCGCAUCGAGCAUGUUGUGCCUGGUGGUACAGCGCAGAGCGAACACGAGCGCGCUCUUUCGCCCGAGGCUAACACCAGUGCUGCUUAG
Messenger RNA from Penicillium maclennaniae, 1197 nucleotides. RefSeq names its product DUF914 domain membrane protein. Lineage: Eukaryota; Fungi; Ascomycota; Eurotiomycetes; Eurotiales; Aspergillaceae. Gene Ontology annotation, biological process: transmembrane transport. Gene Ontology annotation, molecular function: transmembrane transporter activity. The record is from RefSeq and is a predicted model, not a curated record. Bases 1 to 1197 code for a protein of 398 amino acids. Gene Ontology annotation, cellular component: membrane. The transcript is spliced from 4 exons.